GCCGCGGGCGGGCGGGGGGCGGGCGCUGCCCGCGAGUCUCGGAGCCGGCGGGCGAUGCGCUUCCUCCGCUGAGCGCAGCGCGGCCGAGCCGGCAGGAUGACGGUGGAGUUCGAGGAGUGCAUCAAGGACUCGCCCCGGUUCCGGGCAACCAUCGAUGAGGUGGAAACAGAUGUGGUGGAGAUCGAGGCCAAGCUUGACAAGCUGGUGAAGCUCUGCAGUGGCAUGAUCGAGGCUGGCAAGGUUUACAUCACCACCACCAAGCACUUUGUCAGCGGCGUGCGGGACCUGUCGCAGCAGUGCAAGAAGGAUGAGAUGAUCUCGGAGUGCCUGGAUAAAUUUGGGGACAGCCUGCAGGAAAUGAUCAAUUACCACAUGAUCCUGUUUGACCAGGCCCAGAGGUCGGUCCGGCAGCAGCUGCACAAUUUUGUCAAAGAUGACGUGAGGAAGUUCAAGGAGACCAAGAAGCAGUUUGACAAGGUGCGGGAGGACAUGGAGAUCUCGCUGGUGAAGAACGCGCAGGCGCCGCGGCACAAGCCCCACGAGGUGGAGGAGGCCACGGGCACGCUGACCAUCACCAGGAAAUGCUUCCGCCACCUGGCCCUGGACUAUGUGCUGCAGAUCAACGUGCUGCAGGCCAAGAAGAAAUUUGAGAUCCUGGACGCGAUGUUGUCCUUCAUGCACGCCCAGUUCACCUUCUUCCAGCAGGGCUACAGCCUCCUGCACGAGCUCGACCCCUACAUGAAGAAACUGGCCACAGAGCUGGACCAGCUGGUGAUCGACUCUGCCGUGGAGAAGAGGGAGAUGGAGCACAAGCACGCCCUGAUCCAGCAGAGGACCCUCCUGCAGGACUUCUCCUACGAUGACUCCAAGGUGGAGUUCAACGUGGAUGCCCCCAACGGGGUGGUGAUGGAAGGUUACCUCUUCAAGAGAGCCAGCAACGCCUUCAAAACAUGGAACAGGAGGUGGUUUUCCAUCCAGAACAGCCAGCUGGUCUACCAGAAGAAGCUAAAGGAUGUCCUGACCGUGGUGGUGGAGGACCUGAGGCUCUGUACGGUCAAACCCUGCGAGGACAUCGAGAGGAGGUUUUGCUUCGAGGUCGUCUCCCCCACCAAGAGCUGCAUGCUGCAGGCUGACUCUGAGAAGCUGCGCCAGGCCUGGAUCCAGGCUGUGCAAGCCAGCAUCGCCUCUGCCUACCGGGAGAGCCCCGACAGCUACUACAUCGAGAGGCUGGACAGAACAGCCUCCCCCUCCACCAGCAGCAUCGACUCGGCCACGGAUUCCCGGGAGCGUGGUGGGAAGGGGGAAACAAUCCUGCAGAGAGUGCAGAGCGUCCCUGGGAACGACCAGUGCUGCGACUGUGGGCAGCCAGACCCUCGCUGGGCCAGCAUCAACCUGGGCAUCCUGCUGUGCAUCGAGUGCUCUGGGAUCCACAGGAGCCUGGGUGUUCACUGCUCCAAGGUCCGAUCCCUCACGCUGGAUUCCUGGGAGCCGGAGCUGCUCAAACUGAUGUGUGAGCUGGGCAACAGCACCAUGAACCAGAUUUACGAGGCACAGUGUGAGGAGCUGGGGCUGAAGAAACCAACAGCAGGGAGCUCCAGGCAAGACAAGGAGGCCUGGAUCAAGGUGAAGUACGUGGAGAAGAAGUUCCUGAGGAAGCUGCCGGGCGGGGAGGUGCUGGCGGAGAGCGAGCGCAAACCGCGGCGCUGGUGCGUCAAGAAGUGCCAGAGGCACAACAGCAGCUCCAGAGCACCCACGGCACGCCGGAAAUACCGCCAGGAACCGGGCAACGCGUCCCCCGCCAUGCUGGCCUCAGCCGCCACCCUGGAGAGGAAGUUCCGCCGGGACUCGCUCUUCUGCCCGGACGAGCUGGACUCUCUCUUCUCCUACUUCGACACCGGGGCUGGCUCCGGCCCUCGCAGUGCCAGCCACAUCUCUCUGCAGCAGCCGCUGGCAGGUGGCCCUUGGAGUGGGAUGGGUCCCGCUGGGUCCCUCCUGGACGGAGGUCUGAGCAGUGACAGCGGCCUGGGAGGGAGCACCGAUGGCAGCAGUGACGUGCUGGUGUUCGGCUCCGUGGUGGACAGCGUGACCGAGGAAGAGUGUGAGGUGUCGGAGGAAUCCAGCGGGGAAGCCGAGAUCGAGCAGGAGGCGUCGGAUUUGGAGGAUGUGCGGGAGCUGCAGCCCGGGCUGGUGAUGUACCGGGCGGCCCGGGCGCGGAACCUGCCCCUGAUGGCCGAGGCACUGGCCCACGGCGCCGAGAUCAACUGGGUCAAUGACGAGGACGAGAGCAAAACGCCUCUGAUCCAGGCCGUGAGCGGGGGCUCCUUGAUCGCCUGUGAGUUCCUGCUGCAGAACGGGGCCGACGUUAACCAAAGGGACUCUCGGGGCCGGGCGCCCCUGCACCACGCCACCUACCUGGGGCACACCGGGCAGGUGUGUCUGUUCCUGAAGCGCGGCGCCACGCAGCACACGCCUGACGCCGACGGGCAGGACCCGCUGAGCAUCGCGGUCAGCGCCGCCAACGCCGACAUCGUCACCCUGCUGCGGCUGGCGCGGAUGAACGAGGAGAUGCGGGAAGCGGAGGGGCCCUUCGGCCAGGCCGGCCAGUACCCCAGCAGCAGCCCCACGGAGCUGCAGUACAGGAAGUGCAUCCAGGAGUUCAUCAGCCUCAACAUCGACGAGUGCUAGGGACAAACCCGCGUCCCCUCGGCCGCCCCCGAGCCGGGCUGGAUCCCUGGAGAGCCCCGUCCUUGGAUAUUUGGUGUUUUCCUUGCAGAUUGGUCUGGUUUGGACGCCUGCGGCCCUCGGGUUGAGCUGCCCGCAGGAAGGCCGAGGGCUUUUCCCUGUCAGCUUUGAGUUCUCAUGCUUGACUACUGGAUGGUUGAUUUUUUCUUGUUGUUGAGUAGGAGCCUCCCAGGGCAUAACCACGGACCAUAGGAUGUGUGUGGGGAGUGUGGGAGAUCGGUUUAAACAAAAAAAAAAAAAGGAAAAAAAUUUAAAAAGAGAAGGAAAAACCCUCCUGUGGCCAGGAGGGAGCCACCAACACCAGGAGCAGGCAAAGCUGUCCCUCGACAGCUGGCUGGGAGUUCUGGCAGGGAGUGUGGCAUGGAGCCUGCUCUGCCCCUGGGAGGCCCAGGCUGGUUUUUGGGGCAGGGAUGCUCCGGAGGCCCAGCGGAGCGGGAUUGAGAUCGGGAGCUCCGGCUCCUCACCCUGUGCUGCUCUCAGGACUAACCCAGCCACGCUGCCCUCGUUUGCUGCCCUGGGUGCUUGGCUGCUCAAAGCCAUAGCUGCCCUGCUUCCUGGGAGGAUUCCCACCCUGCAGGAUUCCUGGAAGCAGCAGCACUGAUCCCUGCAGCUGGUAGAAGCUUGUCGCUGGCGAUGGGCUCGGGGCAGGGAAGGGAACCAGCUCAAGCUGCUCGGUGCAAUUUCACAGAAUCCCAGAAUCAUGGAAUCCCAGAAUUCCAGAACCAUGGAAUCCCAGAAUCCCAGGUUGGACAAGACCUUUAAGAUCAUAGAGUCCAACCCAGCCCUAAAACUUCAACUAAACCACGGCACUGCCACAUCCAAUCUUCUUUUAAAGACACCCGGGGUGGGGAAUUGGACUCCACUUGCUUCCCUGCUCCCUUCAGGUUUCUGUGGAAGAGAAUUCCACUCGCAUGCAUCCCCUCUGUGCUCUCCCCCCGCAUGCUGGAGCAGCUCAGUGGCUUUGGAGCUCUCCAGUUCCUGUUCCCAGCAGGAUUCUGCUGUUUCUCUCCUUUUUCCCGUGGGGCUGCAGUGAGGGAACGUGGUUCUUCUCAGAGCCCUUUGGUGCUGGCUUGUGUCUCAUCCCGUCUUGGGAGGGCUCAGUGAGCACAGGCGCCUCUGGAAUCCUGGCUGGAGCCUUUUCCCAAUGUCCCCAGUGAGGAUUUGGGGGUGACAUCCCUGCCUGGGCUCCAGGGUCAGGCCACAGUGCCUUAGGGAUCAUCCUGGGAUCUCCAGGGCCUCCAAGGAAACCACGAAUCCCAGGCAGAGUUCCCCACCCUCCUGCCCACCAGCGGCAGAUCCGCAAUCCUCUGAUUUCCAUCCCAUCCUCUCUGGAAUUCUUGAUGUUUUCACUGCCAGGCCGCUGCCCUGCUCAGAAGCCUCAGCAGGAUUUGCUCCUGGGGCUGGAAUUGUGUCCUCAGGUUCUGAGGGAGCAGCUCCUGACCCUCAGGACUCACCCAGCAGCCCUUGCUGUCCUCCCACACCAGGCUCUCUCCUGGCUCGAGGCAAUUCCUGCUUCCUUAGGAAGUGCUGUCCCAGGUUUUCCUGCGUUUUCUGGCUGUGUGAUCCCAGUUCCCACUGGAGCUUUGGGAUGAGCAGUUCCAAGGGCUGACCUCUCAGUCCCAGUCUGAAACGGUCCUGGCGACUCUUCAGGGCAAAAUCUGCCCCCAGGGCCUCCUGUUCUUCCAUGGAUCAACAACCUCCUGAUCCUGGGGAAUGAAGAUUCCUCCUUUUUGCCUGUCCAGUGCCUGGGCUGGAAAUCUCUGUGGAUCUGGGGCAGACAACACUCCCUUAGAGUCUGGGAGUGGGAAGUGGAGGAUGAGCAGCUCCUGUGCUCAUCCCUGCCCAGCUCCGGUGCCCUCGGGAGCGGCCCUGGCGUGGGGCACGAAAUCCCAUCCUCACUGCAAUCCCAUUGGUGAGGGAGCGGGAUGGAGAAACCCCGGAAUUCCCAGCUCUGGGAGCAGAGGUUGUAGCUCUGAUUUGGGGUGCCCCCAGCUGAUUCCAGCUGUGGCACAGCUGCUCUGGCCUCUCCUUCACUUCCCACAGAACAUUCCCAGGAUCCAGCACCUCCUGGCCCCGUGGGCGGUGGCACAGCCCUGCUGCUCCCUGGGCAGCUCCAGCAGCUCCUGGAGCUCAUCUCUGGCUCCUCAGCUUUGGGAUUUCUCUUCUUUCUGUCCCAAAUCACCUCCAAUUUCCAUUCCCCCCUCUCCUGAGCAGGGCCGUGCCAUCCCUUGGCUGUCGCUGCCACCUUCUCCUUCCAUUCCAGCCUCUGGAUCCUGCUGGUGCUGCUGCCAUUGCUUUCAAAGUUUCAAAAAGCCAGGUUUAAAAGUUUCAAAGCCAGAGUUUCAAAGUUUAAAAAAGUCAGGGUUUAAAAAUGUAAAAAGCCAAGGUUUGAAAGUUUAAAGGGUUUGAAAGUUUCAAAAUUAGGGCUGAGCAAUGUUCUGCAGCCCUGGCACAGCUGGGAUGGGGUUGGAAGUUAUGGUGCUGAUCCUGCUCCUAAAUCCAGCCCUAAAUCCAAGUCCUGCAGCCCUGGCACAGCUGGGAUGGGGCUGGAAGCUGAUCCUGCUCCCAAAUGCGGCCCUAAAUCCAAGUCUGCCUUCAGCAGGACAUCCCCAGAGCCCUCUGGAACGCCCAGCCCAGCCCCUGGAGAGCUCCAGGAGCCAAAAUGCGGCUCUGGUCCCUGUAGGGAAUUCCCUCUUCAAUCCCACCGGGAUUUGUGCCGCUCUCCAUCGCUUCGGGCGUUUUUUGGUGCUGAUCCCCUCGAGUCGUGCCCUUCCCACGCUGGAAAUGUUUCCAGGCUCCUGCAGAGCUCUGGAGAGCCAAGGGGAGCUUUCACCCCUGCCACGGUCCUGCUCUGCUCACGGAUUUCAGCACGGUCAUUGUUGGUUUUUUCACCUGUACAGCGACUUCAAACUGGUUUUCAAACCCCCUCUGGUUUUCCCAGCUUUUUAGGAAGGAGUUAAAAACCCGAGUGAUCCUUUCCAUGAGCCAAGAAGCGCAGCUUCCGCUUUUGGGUCGUUUUAUUUCACUUUGUCUGGGAAUUCUGGCCAGAAAUCCUGUCUGCUUUGCACACCUGGAAGCUCAGACUCACUGCUGAAGUACAUGAAGUGGAAAGAAAAAAUGUAAAUAUCGAUGCAAAAAGCGGCGUCUUGCGAGACAAUGGAUUAUUUAACAUGUAUUGGUACUUUUCUUUAGAGUCGAUGUAUAAAAGCGACUUGGUGCACUUUUCCUACCUGACAGUAUUGGGGGGUUUUAUGUUCUUUUGUUAUGGGUUUUGUGCUGUCUUUUUUAAGCCGUGGAAUUGUUAAGUAUUUAAUUUAUUCUUAUUAUUGAUGUGCCCAGAGGACUAGUGCAAUUUUUAUUCAAUACAGUUGGUCUGUAUUUAAUGUCAGGAUUUUUUUGGUAGCGUUUUUAGGGAAUAUUUUUCCAAACCUGCCUUUUUUUCCCUGCCCCCUCUUUUCCUCAUUUUCCUUUCUUCUCCCCUUCCCCUUUCUGUUUCCGUCACGCAGCUCCCGAGGCAUGAAACGCCUCGGAUUUGAGAUAUAACCCAACGUCCUGCAGUCCCUAAAACCAAAAUUUCUCCAGGAAAAACACGUUAAGGAUGCACUUCUCCAUAUUUGCUGUGUUUCUUUGCUUUUCAUUUCUCCUUGGGGGGUUUGUGGAGGGGUGCGUGCUCUGAAUUUCAGCGCGGAAGGUGCACAGAAAAUUUAAUUUUGCCAAAGGAAAUGCAUUGCCAGGCUCUGAGGAAGAUGAAAAAAGGAACAUUUUGUUGUUUUUCCUGCCUCAAACGCAGCUGGAUUUGUGUUGUACCAUCCUGGUUGGAAUAUUUACUGCCCCAGUCUGCUGGUUUUCCAUUUUUCCAUUCUCCCUGUUAUUUUUCUGAGGGUGUGAGAGUGUUCUCUCUGGAUUUAACCACAUUUAACAGGAGGAGUUUGCCUUUGUCUGCAAAGCAAAGUGCCCAAAGCCUCCUCAGCCACCAGGAUCCUCCAUCCUUGGAAUUUUUUGGGAUCUGGGGGAGUAUUUCUGUCCAAGCCCUCACUUUUUAUUGACCCAAGUGCCUGGGCUUGGAUCGAGUCUGGGUUUGGAUCUCUGGCUUUGGCUCUCCGGGCUCUGUCCCUGAUUCCAGGUGGGAUGAGCUCAGCUUGGAUUUUCUGUGAAAUCCAGGAUCAUUCCAGCUCAUUUCAGCGCUGCUGCCUCUAAGCUGGGACAUUUCUUGGAGUAUUUUAAAGGAAAAAAACCUCGGUGGGAUUGGAAGAUUUGAUGCCUUUAACCAAACCCCAGGUGUGACAAGCUGAGCUGCGGCCCAGAUGGAAUUAUUCAUUGGGAACGGCCUCUGAGAUCAUCAAACGAACGAUGCUGUGGCUUCAGAGAGAGAGCUGGAGGGAGGAUUUUGGGAUCAAGGGAUCAGGAACAUCUCAGAGCAGCACAAACACUGCGAUUUGUGCAGGAAAGGCCCGGGAGCUCCUCAAGGAGCGCUCGCGGCCCUGCAGGGCCGUGCCAGCCCCAGCGGGGUCGGGGAAGGGCUGAGCCAUGGCCCGCAGGAAAAAAGGGAAUUUUUACAUUUGGAGAGGCCGGGAUGGAUAAGGGAUGUUUCCACAGGAACAUUCCCACCUCCCUCCUGGCUCCUGCCGGGCAGCUGGGGCUGUGGCUGGAAUUCCCGGCGGGAAUGCGCCAGGGCUGGGCCUCAGGGAGGGGGCGCCGGGCGCGGCCUUUGCUGAGGGACGGAGCAGCCGGGAAAGCUCCUGGGCCCCGGAGCGGCACCGGGACAGCGACCGCGGACA
Poecile atricapillus (Black-capped chickadee) is the source of this 7520-nucleotide messenger RNA. RefSeq names its product ArfGAP with coiled-coil, ankyrin repeat and PH domains 3 (gene ACAP3). The transcript is spliced from 26 exons. The coding region runs from base 97 to 2685 and encodes 862 amino acids. The record is from RefSeq and is a predicted model, not a curated record. Gene Ontology annotation, molecular function: protein binding; GTPase activator activity. Gene Ontology annotation, cellular component: cytoplasm. NCBI's taxonomy places the organism in Eukaryota, Metazoa, Chordata, Aves, Passeriformes, Paridae.